This is a messenger RNA of Vanderwaltozyma polyspora DSM 70294, 909 nucleotides long. RefSeq names its product ADP/ATP carrier protein PET9 (gene PET9). The record is from RefSeq and is a predicted model, not a curated record. Gene Ontology annotation, biological process: mitochondrial ATP transmembrane transport; mitochondrial ADP transmembrane transport. Gene Ontology annotation, cellular component: mitochondrial inner membrane. Gene Ontology annotation, molecular function: ATP:ADP antiporter activity. Lineage: Eukaryota; Fungi; Ascomycota; Saccharomycetes; Saccharomycetales; Saccharomycetaceae. The transcript has a single exon. The coding region runs from base 1 to 909 and encodes 302 amino acids.
AUGUCUGACCAAUCUAAUUUUAUGAUUAACUUCUUAAUGGGUGGUGUCUCUGCUGCUGUUGCAAAGACCGCUGCUGCCCCAAUUGAAAGAGUUAAAUUGUUGAUCCAAAAUCAAGAUGAAAUGAUCAAACAAGGUACUCUAGAUAAGAAAUACAACGGUAUCGUUGACUGUUUCAAAAGAACCGCCGCUCAAGAAGGUAUCAUCUCUUUCUGGAGAGGUAACACUGCUAACGUUAUCCGUUAUUUCCCAACUCAAGCUUUGAACUUUGCCUUCAAGGAUAAAAUUAAGGCCAUGUUCGGUUUCAAGAAGGAAGAAGGUUACGCUAAAUGGUUUGCUGGUAACUUAGCUUCUGGUGGUGCUGCCGGUGGUUUGUCAUUAUUAUUCGUCUACUCUUUAGAUUAUGCCAGAACUAGAUUGGCUGCUGACUCUAAAUCUUCUAAGAAGGGUGGUGAACGUCAAUUCAACGGUUUAGUCGAUGUCUACAAGAAGACCCUUGCUUCUGAUGGUUUCGCUGGUUUAUACAGAGGUUUCUUGCCUUCCGUUGUUGGUAUCGUUGUCUACAGAGGUUUGUACUUUGGUAUGUAUGAUUCUUUGAAACCAUUCGUUUUAACCGGUUCUUUGGAAGAUUCUUUCUUAGCUUCUUUCUUAUUAGGUUGGGUUGUUACCACUGGUGCUUCUACCGCCUCUUACCCAUUGGAUACCGUUAGAAGAAGAAUGAUGAUGACUUCUGGUCAAGCCGUUAAGUACAAUGGUGCCAUGGAUGCUUUCAGAAAGAUCGUCGCCGCUGAAGGUGUCGCUUCUUUGUUCAAGGGUUGUGGUGCUAACAUCUUAAGAGGUGUCGCCGGUGCCGGUGUUAUCUCUUUGUAUGAUCAAUUGCAAAUGAUCUUCUUCGGUAAGAAAUUCAAAUAA